CUCACUCAUUGCAACCCAGACGUUUGACUUUUCUUCCUGAUUGUAAGCAUGCAGCAAUUCUUAGUAUUCUCCGCCACCGCCAACACACUUGCAUGCUCUCCAUCUGCCUUUCCGGCCGCCCUCCACCGCCGUGUAGCGCCGAUCUCAGCCAUUGCCGCCCCGCCGCAGCCGCUCCGUUACCAGACGACGCACUCGAUGCCCCCCGAAAAAGUCGAGAUUUUCAAGUCGCUAGAGUCCUGGGCGUCGAACUCGGUCCUCCCUCUCCUGAAGCCGGUGGAGAAAUGCUGGCAGCCCAACGAGUUCCUCCCCGACCCGUCCCGUCCCUCCGACGAGUUCUUCGAUGAGGUUCGGGCGCUCCGGGAACGGAACUCCGGCCUUCCGGACGAUUACUUUGUGGUUCUGGUCGGCGAUAUGAUCACCGAGGACGCGCUGCCGACUUAUCAGACCAUGAUUAACACGCUUGACGGGGUGCGCGAUGAGACCGGCGCCAGCCAGAAUCCUUGGGCGGCUUGGACUCGAGCCUGGACCGCCGAGGAGAACCGCCACGGCGAUUUGCUCCGGACCUACCUCUACCUUUCGGGUCGGGUCGAUAUGACCAUGAUCGAAAAAACGGUGCAGUACUUGCUUGGCGUUGGAAUGGAUCCGGGCACGGAAAACAACCCGUAUUUGGGAUUCGUAUACACGUCAUUCCAAGAGCGAGCCACAUUCGUGUCGCACGGCAACACGGCUCGGCUAGCCAAGGAGGGCGGCGAUCUGGCGCUGGCGCGCAUUUGCGGCAGCAUUGCGGCGGACGAGAAGCGGCACGAGAACGCGUACGCGAACAUCGUGGAGAAGCUGCUGGAAGUGGACCCCAACGGCGCCAUGCUCGCCAUAGCCGACAUGAUGAGGAAGAAGAUCACAAUGCCGGCUCACCUCAUGUACGACGGCCAAGAUAUUAAUCUCUUCGAGCACUUCUCGGCGGUGGCUCAGCGCCUCGGCGUUUACACGGCUCACGACUACGCGGAUAUCUUGGAGUUUUUGAUCGGACGGUGGAAACUGGAGAAGAUGGAGGGAUUGAACGGGGAUGGAAGAGGCGCACAGGACUUCGUGUGUAGACUGCCGUUGAGGAUUAGGAAGCUGCAAGAGCGAGCCGACGAGAGAGCCAAGAAGUUGGCGCCGCGUGGGGUGAAGUUCAGCUGGAUUUUCAACAGGGAGGUUACUAUAUAAUAUAUGAAAUUUAAUUUAAUUCAGGAUGAUAUGAUAUAAAUCAUGAGAAUGGAUUGCCUCGUUAUUAUUAUUUUGUUCUUUUAAUGUAUAAAUAU
Messenger RNA from Ipomoea nil (Japanese morning glory), 1301 nucleotides. RefSeq names its product stearoyl-[acyl-carrier-protein] 9-desaturase 6, chloroplastic-like. Gene Ontology annotation, cellular component: chloroplast stroma. The record is from RefSeq and is a predicted model, not a curated record. Gene Ontology annotation, molecular function: stearoyl-[ACP] desaturase activity. The transcript has 2 exons. Bases 49 to 1206 code for a protein of 385 amino acids. NCBI's taxonomy places the organism in Eukaryota, Viridiplantae, Streptophyta, Magnoliopsida, Solanales, Convolvulaceae. Gene Ontology annotation, biological process: fatty acid biosynthetic process.